AUGUAUGCGAACUGGAAUGGUGCGACUGAUGUUGAACCAUGGAGAUUUUACGGUAGUACGUCAGAGUACGGCCCCUUUGAGGGAACGGCCUUUGCGAGCAAGAACGGUUUCGAGACCAGAGCCAUGGCUCCGUUCUUCGCCGAUCAUGCGUAA
Messenger RNA from Letharia columbiana, 153 nucleotides. RefSeq lists its product as uncharacterized. Lineage: Eukaryota; Fungi; Ascomycota; Lecanoromycetes; Lecanorales; Parmeliaceae. The record is from RefSeq and is a predicted model, not a curated record. The coding region runs from base 1 to 153 and encodes 50 amino acids. The transcript has a single exon.